AUGGACGCGCAUGAUGACCAGCGCAAUUUCCUGUCCCGAAAUUCGGUUUUUGAACAGAACAAAGCUUUAGAUUUGGUUGAACCGUCGAAAGGGAGAGUGCCACAUCUGAACUACGUCCGUCAUGUUUUGCCCAACUCAAUCAACUGGUAUCCCGGCCACAUACGGAAGGGUCUCAAGGAUAUCACUUCACGUUUAGCUGAGGUUGAUAUAGUUAUAGAACUUCAUGAUGCUCGCAUCCCGCUGACUGGGCGCUGUCAAUUCGUAAGGGAAGCUGGUCAAAUACGCCCUCAUGUCUUGGUAAUGACUAAGACAGACCUAUCCGAACCAAUCAAUGACUUCACCAAGCACAAAGAGCUUAUCUCAGAAGACCCCUCUUUUGGCCCAUUGGACCAACCACCAGCAGAAAUCUUUUUCACCAAUCUUAAACACCCAGAACGGCAAAAACGUCUCUUGCGCAGAAUCCUCACAAGAUUGGCUGAACUAGCACCCCGUUGGUCCGAUCCAAGUUCGUCCUUUGUACACGAAUUUGCCGACGAUAUUAGUGAGGAUGAAGCCCCGUCUAGCGUCCAACGGUACAUCAAUGCGAUAGUAGUGGGACUUCCUAACUGUGGAAAAAGUAGUCUUAUUAACGCGUUACGCAGCUUCGCUCCCUCUACACGCCGUCGGAGGGCGGCAGUGAGAGUGGGGAAGAAUGCUGGAAUGACACGCAGCGUCGGGGGUCCGGUGGUGAUCGCUCGCGACUUCCCCGUGGUUACAGCGGAUGGUACGACCCGCGAGCUCUGCACCCUCCGUUUGAUCGAUACACCUGGCAUCCUGGAGCCGAAGGCUCAGACUCUCUGUGGUCAGCUCAGUCUGGGUGUUUGUGGGGCGAUGGACUGGAAUGCAGUGGAUAAGAUCCUCCUGGCCGACUACCUCCUCUUCUGUCUGAAUGCGCACUCCAACUAUCAAUACGUAGUGACCUUCGGGCUGCCUGAGCCGACAAGAAGAGUGGAUAAGUUAUUGGCGUGGGUGGCAGCGCGGCGUCAUCUAAUUCAACCGCUCCAUCAUCAAAAUCGCCGCCUCGCAGAGGAGGUCGGGGAGAGCUUCCAACCGAAAUCCGUAGGGGACCCUGAUUUUGACGCUGCAGCAGUGCACUUUCUGCGAGCGUUUAACGAGGGUACUUUGGGCAAACUUACCAUUCUGCCGGCUGAUGAAGCGCGUGCCGAACCUUGGUUCGUUCCCACCACCUCCUCCAACGUCUUUUGGUUCCUAAAAUCAAGAUGUCUGAGAGAGUCAUCAGGGAUUAAGUGCGUCUUUCUUUUCCAGGCAGCUAUGGAGGAGGUUUCAGCAUCGAAAGCUGCAAGUCUCGAUUGGAGUGAGUUUCUAAAGAAGAAGGAGGAGUUUGCAAAUCUACCUGUCCCUCAAGAUUGGAAGGGAUGGUUUGCCUACAAAUUCAUCGAGUGGUCACUCUUUGCUGUGGAGGAUCCCUGGGGCUUCACCUCGACUAUCCUGAUUUGUGUGACACCACUCUUCUUCCUGAGUGCUAUCUUCUCCUACAAAUUAGCCAAGAUUUUGGAGAAGGAGGAGGAGGAGAAGAAGCGAAAAGAGCGUAAAAUCAACGCAGCGCGGGCGGCUGCGCAUCGGCACCCGAAGGCGGAUUAG
Echinococcus granulosus is the source of this 1641-nucleotide messenger RNA. RefSeq names its product Mitochondrial GTPase. The coding region runs from base 1 to 1641 and encodes 546 amino acids. Gene Ontology annotation, molecular function: GTP binding; GTPase activity. Lineage: Eukaryota; Metazoa; Platyhelminthes; Cestoda; Cyclophyllidea; Taeniidae. The transcript has 7 exons. The record is from RefSeq and is a predicted model, not a curated record. Gene Ontology annotation, cellular component: mitochondrion.